UUUUAUUUUAGAUCACUUCUAUCAUCAACUCCAACCAAAACAAUGGCCAAAGGGAAAGAGCCAAUCAUGGCUUCACAACCCGUAAAGGGCAAAAAGAAGUCUAACGGAAGGAAUGCACUCCAGAAUGGCAAACCUGGCGAAUCUUCUUCCAUGGCAGUCGGCAAAGCUAAAGCAUCAGAGGAUGAGCUGCUGAAGGAUGAAUUAAUGCAAUCUCUCAAUAGACACGAUGCUUCUUUCACUGCUCUUCUUUCUCUCAUUCCCGCAAAUCUUUACCUUGCUCCUGAAUCUGAUUCAGAAGCAGGUUCUGAGAUCGGCGAGAUCUCCUUGGACCAAACUUCCUCCAAUCCGUUGAGCAAACGAAAGAUUGCUGAACUUACAGCCGAAGAACGUAAAGCACGGAUAAGGGAAGCCAAAAGAGCCAAACAUGAUCCAGAAAAUCAAAAGAAUGCCAUCCAGAUACAACAAGAACGAGCGGCAAAGAGAGCCGAAAGACUUGCAGCGCAAGAACGGGAAGAAGAGCAAGAUCUAUCACUCAACUUUUCUAUGGGCAGUGAUUUGAUGAUGAAUGGCAACGAAGGCGCUGGGGAUACAGACGAUGAUGAGGAUAGCGAAGAGGACCAUGAUGAAGAUGACGAUGAUGAUGGAGAUUCGUAUGAGACACUACCCACCAGCACCAAAGGAUCAGAGGAACUAAGCGAUAAACCCGCAAUCCCAAGCCCCCUGCCUGGUGCAGGACCACCAAACAUUCUGGAUUUGCGAGCACGUCUACAAGCAAAGAUUCAAGGAAUUCAAGCCCAAAGACGAGCGCAAGCAUUGGGUCAAAACAGCCAUGGCGAGAUUGGUGAUGAUGAGAGCAUUGCUAGCACAAAGGAUGAGUUGCUAGAAGAAAGGCGCAAACAACGCGGUGAGAUGCGUGAUCGUAGACGUAAGGCCGCCAAAGAACGUAAACGUGCUGAAAGAGAAGGAACUGCACCCAAGAAAGGUAACGGUCAAAAUGCAGGAAAUGACAAGAAAGGUACCACAGCCCCUCAGCUCUUCGUUUCACCUGUUAAUGGGAAGAGCGUUGCACCGUCAACUUCUUCGCUGGCAAACGUGACCGAUUCAAAUGACAUCGCAUUCUCUUCACUUCAAUUUGAUGGACAGUCUUUAGACUCUUUGAAAAAGAGCAAGCAUGCUUUACCAUCUGAUCCUAAAGCUGCUCUUGCCAUCUUGGAAGCACGCAAAAGGAAGGAAGAGGCACGAAGAGCGAAAAUCGAAGCACGCGGAGAGGAUGCAGAAGGAAGCUCGACUAAAAAGGAUGCAGAACAAGCAGAAAAAGAUCGAGCAGAACAUAUCAAAUGGAGUAAAGCUGAAGCAGCAGCUCAAGGAGUCAAAAUUCGUGAUGAUGAAGCUCUUUUGCGAAAAGCGGCAAAGAAACGUGAUAAACAAAAGGCAAAAAGUUCAACAGAAUGGGGUAAACGUAAUCGCGAUUUGGCUUCUCAACAAGCAGCUCGUCAAAAGAAACGUCAGGAUAACAUUGCUGCUCGAAAAGAUAAAAAGGGUGGCGGUAAAAGCGGCGGUGGCGGUGGAGGAAAGAGUGGAAGUAGCUCUUCCAAUGCACAUUCUGCCAAAUCAAAAGCUUUGGGCUCAAAGAGAAAAUCUGGAAGCUCCCGACCCGGAUUUGAAGGGAAGGGUAGAUCGUUUGGCGGUAAAAAAGCUUCAAGUAGCGGCGGAGUCGGAAAGAAGCAAGGAAGAAAGUGAAGCAUUUUGUACAUAGAGCAUUAAUAUCAACACUCAUGAGAUAUCGCUAAUAUGA
This is a messenger RNA of Meira miltonrushii, 1795 nucleotides long. RefSeq lists its product as uncharacterized. Gene Ontology annotation, cellular component: nucleolus. The record is from RefSeq and is a predicted model, not a curated record. Gene Ontology annotation, biological process: ribosomal small subunit biogenesis; ribosomal large subunit biogenesis. The coding region runs from base 43 to 1740 and encodes 565 amino acids. Lineage: Eukaryota; Fungi; Basidiomycota; Exobasidiomycetes; Exobasidiales; Brachybasidiaceae. The transcript has a single exon. Gene Ontology annotation, molecular function: DNA binding; RNA binding.